This is a messenger RNA of Lucilia sericata (common green bottle fly), 2177 nucleotides long. Its product is annotated as protein timeless homolog. The transcript is spliced from 10 exons. Gene Ontology annotation, molecular function: DNA binding. Gene Ontology annotation, cellular component: replication fork protection complex. The annotation marks the transcript as partial. Gene Ontology annotation, biological process: DNA repair; replication fork arrest; DNA replication checkpoint signaling. NCBI's taxonomy places the organism in Eukaryota, Metazoa, Arthropoda, Insecta, Diptera, Calliphoridae. The record is from RefSeq and is a predicted model, not a curated record.
GUUUUAGUUUUCAUUUGCCGCGUUAGACUUUACAUGUGUUUGUUAUAAUUGCAUACAAGUUUUGUUUAUAAACUAUUGCAGAAAACAAUAAAUCUUUUUUUUUUAAUUAAAAUAUUGAGAAAAUUGUCAUAAACUAUUGUUAAAUGUAACAAUAAUUCGUACGUUUCGUUAGUUUUCUUAAAUACGGGAGUGUAAGAAAAAAGUUUUUUGACGCCUGUUUUGUGAAAAAAAAAAAUUGGAAAAAAGUGGACAUUUUUUUUACGUAUAGGCGUGCGUGUUUUUCGUUUUCGUAUCGGGGUUACGGUAAACAUUUUUUGUGCCGGUAAAAUGUCGGUUCUAUUGGCAGAUAUUGAUGCAACCUGUGCCGCUUUAGGUUACUCCGAUGGCCAACGGUAUCAGGCUGAGCCAGAUGCCAUACAAGGUUUAAAGCAUCUCAUUUGGAUUUUACGUCGUGAUUUGGAUAAUCAUGAGUAUCGUCGCCAUUUGGGUCGUGCCAAAGUCUUGCAAACAGAUUUAGUUUAUAUGCUGCCUGACUAUGUUGACGAUGAUGAAUAUGCCGAUGUACUCAUACGUCUUUUGGUCAUAUUAACAAAUCCCACAUUGUUGUUGUAUCGUGAUGGGCCACCCAAGGAUAAUCAUGGUCGCAAGGUUUUUCUUGAGCUCAUUGAUAUUCUGCAGGGCUAUAAGAAUGCCUUUACACGUGAUAAGAUAUGGUCGGCACUGUUUGGCAAAUUAAAGAAAUCAUUAGAAAUCGAUUGGGCACUACGUAGUGAAGAACAGAGUCUUUUAAUUGAACGUAUUUUGGUUUUGAUACGAAACGUGCUUCAAGUGCCAGCAAAUCCUGAGGCUGAAUGUCGUGCCGAUAAUGAUGCCAGUGUACAUGAUCAGGUUAUUUGGGCAUUGCAUCAGUCAGGCAUUUUGGAUUUGGUAUUGUUCAUAAUUUCAUCGUCGGAUGAGAAUCAAUUUCAUUUGCAUUGUUUGGAAAUUGUUUGUCUGCUGUAUCGAGAACAGACAGCAGAAAAUCUAGCAGAUGCCUCAUUGCAACGCAGUGUCAGUGAAAAACAACGUGACGAACAAGAACUAUUAGCAGCUAGACGACGUGAAAAACAACGUCUGGCGUCAAAGCCGGCUGCCGGUAGACAUUCACGUUUUGGUGGCACGUUUGUAAUACGUAAUCUUAAAUCUGUCUCGGAUCGGGAUAUAAUCUGCCAUCAACCGUUGGAACGUGUUACAUCGAUUGAUUUUGAUCGAGAAAAACAGCAACAGAAACGUUCACAUCGUCAUAUACGUGAAGAGGGCCAAAUAACGCGUCGUAGUGCAUUUUCCGUACGUUUGUGUUUACGUGAGUAUUGUAUUGAAAUCUUGCGUUCGGCAUACAAUACAUUAGUACGUCAAGUGAGACGUGUAUUGGAACGUAAUUCUGGAUCAACCAGUCAUGAUGAUUCGUACUUAUUGUGGGUCAUACGUUUCUUUAUGGAAUUCAAUCGUCUAAGUGAUAUGAAAUUGGAAUUAGUAAGCGAAUCAUUGAGCGUUCAGUGCUUUCAUUGGGUUCUAACACGUAUGCAACAUGAUAUGGACAUGAUUGUUAGCGACAAGAAACAAGCUCGUCUUUGGGCCAAACGUUUACAUGUUGCUUUACUGACAUUCCGUGAAUUGCUUCAUAGUAUGUUGGCAUUACAAAAACUUCAAGAUGACAAUGCUCGAGCACUGUUCGAUAUGUUAUUGAACAAUGUCUGUUAUGUCCUGGAAUAUCGAGAGACAAUAUUGCAUCUGUUAAUGAACUACAAUGAGGCGCACAGUACCAAAGCCUAUUUGCGUGACGUAGUUGAAACUGCUAAUAUUUUCAUUAAAAUGAUGGAGAAAUUUUGCAAAGAUUCCGUGGUUGUUCAAGACAAGAAACGCACCAAAAAACGUUCUAACAAAAAAUCUAAAAAAUCUGAGAAACCCGUUCAAGAAACUGAAGAAGAACUAUCGAAUCGUUGGGCAGAAAUGGCUGCUGAAGUUUCACAUGUUUUGUCGAAUGAAUUGCAAUUGGCAGAAGAAGAUCAACCCAUACCAUUUGAUUCGGCAUCAGAUGUACCAAUUGAUGAUCAAAAGGAAGAUUGUAUGAUAAGGAUUCACAAAAUGUUGCGCACUGGUAAAUUGGAACAUGCCGUUGCAUUAAUGCGUGCUGCCAG